This is a messenger RNA of Aplysia californica (California sea hare), 1185 nucleotides long. Its product is annotated as glutathione S-transferase Mu 5. Gene Ontology annotation, molecular function: glutathione transferase activity. The record is from RefSeq and is a predicted model, not a curated record. Lineage: Eukaryota; Metazoa; Mollusca; Gastropoda; Aplysiida; Aplysiidae. Bases 147 to 806 code for a protein of 219 amino acids. Gene Ontology annotation, biological process: glutathione metabolic process. The transcript has 7 exons.
AGCGGAGGUUUGGCGUUGUUAUAUAAACCGGUCGGAAUUUUUCAUAGCAGUAUCCACAGACUUGCCGGCUUCUGCUACGGACUCAAGAGUUCCCUCUCUCUACUUUACAAGAAAUCGCCAGUUCUCUUCCUGACAGAAAAGCAGCAAUGGCCCAAAAGUUGAAAAUUGGAUACUGGAAAAUUCGUGGGCUUGGACAGCCAAUUCGUCUACUUUUGACGUAUGCAGGUGCAGAGUUUGAUGAAGAUCAGUAUGAGCAGGGUGAAGGACCAGAGUUCAGCAGAGAUGAAUGGUUAAACGUAAAGCCCAAACUUGGACUUGAUUUCCCCAAUCUUCCCUAUCUCUUCGAUGGUGAUGUGAAGAUCACACAAAGUAAUGCCAUCCUGAGGUAUCUGGGUGCCAAGUUCAGUCUGUUGGGAGAAGACCCAAAAGUCCAAGCUUACUCAGAGAUGAUGCUGGAGAAUGCCAUGGACAUGAGAAAUGCUUUGGUCAGAUUGGUCUACAGCCCAGGCUAUGAUGAAAAUGUUGACAAAUAUUUUACGCAAGUGGAUGAAAAGUUCAAGCAAUUUGAAGCUUUUCUGGGAAAGAAGGACUGGUUUGCUGGUGGCAAAAACCCCACCAUUUGUGACUUCCACAUCUACGAGCUGUUGGACCAGCACCGGCUCAUGAGGCCCGAGUCCCUCAAGGGCUACUCCAAUCUCCUCGCUUUCUUGGACAGAUUUGAGGCCUUGCCUCAGAUCAAGGCUUUCCUGCAGUCGGACAAGUGCAUUAAACGACCGGUGAACAACAAAUGCGCAAACUGGAAGUAAAAUGUAAAAUUUUAGCCUUUUAUAUAAAAUGAAUUUGUCACAUUUGUAUGGCUAGCUAUUGUUGCAAUACUGAGUUUGGUAUUUCAAAGGUUAAUGCAGGCGUUUCUUUCAUGUCCUUGAGUGAAACGUCUUACAAAUUGUAUGGGCACGCCAACAGGUGUUUUGUUGACAUUGUCAGACAGUUUUUUCUUUACUGUGAAGACGAGCACACUCUGGUUUGUGUUGGCUGAUAACCCCAGUAUCGCACUCUCCCUGGGUAGAUGAUCUGUUAUUCCAGAGAAAUGCCAGCUUUGUCAAUUUGAUAAUCCAGUAUUGGUUCUUUAUUUCAUUGUUGCCACCUUGUUGUUUUAAUUUAUAAAGUGGAAGCUGAUCGAUCAUG